Molecule: messenger RNA, 389 nt
Organism: Closterium sp. NIES-67
Lineage: Eukaryota; Viridiplantae; Streptophyta; Zygnematophyceae; Desmidiales; Closteriaceae
Source: the annotation of a GenBank genome assembly
AUGGAGCGAGGAGAAGGACUGGCGGUAUUCCGGUGUGCUCUCGCUGGCCGCUCCUCAGCCCCCGUGAUUAUGACGGGUGUAAUGAUGGUGCAGCAGGUGACUGUAACGAGGAUGUGGGUGUACAGUGGGAGUGGCGAUCGCACUGUCAAGGCAUGGGCUCCCAACGCUGAAUGGCUCCUUCGCCCUACUAGCUCUUAUGGAGGGGCACACAGCACCUGUCUCGUCCAUUCAGGUGGAUUCUCAGGUGGUUGUCAGCGGGUCGUGGGACGGCACCGUUCGUCUCUGGUGGCGACCGGACCACUCCCCGAUGGCCGUACUCGUUUGUAGCAGCCCCACUUUCAGCACCUCAGCAUUCAGAAGCAGCAUGGGCGUGGGGCAGGGACCAGGGA